Molecule: messenger RNA, 3658 nt
Organism: Ogataea polymorpha
Lineage: Eukaryota; Fungi; Ascomycota; Pichiomycetes; Pichiales; Pichiaceae
Exons: 2
Coding region: 1-3588 (1195 amino acids)
Biological process (GO): spliceosomal tri-snRNP complex assembly; mRNA splicing, via spliceosome
Cellular component (GO): membrane; catalytic step 2 spliceosome; U4/U6 x U5 tri-snRNP complex
Molecular function (GO): protein binding
Source: RefSeq, a predicted model, not a curated record
AUGGAGAGAAAAAGCUUCCUAGAUCAAGAGCCCCCGCCAGGCUAUAUCGCCGGUAUAGGCCGCGGAGCCACAGGAUUUACUACACAGGCAGAUCUAGGGAGCUCUCGACGUCUUCCCGCGGGCUCUUUCGCUUUGGAGGACGAGAACAACGUGGACGACGAUGGGAGGUUUUUAGACGCAGACAACGACGACACUGGCAGGUUUGGUAGCGUCUCCGAUGAUGACGGUGAUGCAGACCGGAUAUACGACGCAAUUGAGGCCAAGCUGCAACGCAAAAAAGCUAGGCCCCGAAAAAGAGCACAGAAAAAUGCACUAGAGGACGAAAACAAGGUCCAAGUAGAGGAAAUCAGUAUUGGGCAGUCCAUCCGCACAAUCGGCGAGGAGUUCAAGGAGUACAAGGAGAAACUCUCAGAAGUGUCCGCCGAAGACUGGCUGAAUCUGCCGGAUUCUGGGGAUUUCACAAAACGGAAUAAAAGAGCACGCAAAGAGAUGCAGGAACGCCAGAGAUUUUACAGAAAUUCGGACUUUGUGACCAGCGGGCUGCGUGAUGUGGGCAGCACAGGUGAUCAGGCUCUUUUGGACGAGAAGGACGUGGAUCUUACUGGGCUCUCUCUUGCCAAGGAAAAAGUGCUUGCUGGACAACUAACGAGUCUCCGAGACGACAAGGCGGAGUCUGUCGACGCAGAGACCUAUUUGAGCCAGUUGCAGGAUGUUUCUGGUGAGAUUAGCACGGAAAUCGGGGAUUAUCAUAAAACGCGGACACUUUUCGCCAAAAUGCGAGAAACGAAUCCAUACAAGCCAGACGCAUGGAUAGCCAGUGCGCGGCUCGAGUACGAGGCAAAAAAAUACAAGCGUGCGCGGGAACUGAUCCAGCAGGGCUGCGAGAAGUGCCCAAAGUCCGAAGAGGCGUGGCUGGUGAACAUCGAGAUGAACAAGCAGGACGCUUCUGUGUGCAAGGUGAUCAUUGCCGAGGCUGUUCGGUACAAUGCCAAGUCUGUGCGUCUGUGGCUCUGUGCUGCUUCUUUGGAAACGGACAGUUUGUCGAAAAAACGAAUUUUAAAGAAAGCCCUUGAAUUUCUGCCACGGAGCAGCGAGCUCUGGAUGGAAGUGGUAAAGUAUGAAGAGGAUGAGACCAUGGCGCUGCGAAUGAUGCAGAAAGCGACGGAAUUGGUUCCUGGCAACGUUUUGUUGUGGCUUGAGUACGCACGGCUCGGGAACUCCAAGCAGAUUCUUGAGGAGGCGUUGGAGAAGGUUGACUCUGCCGACGCGCACAUCGUCUGGAUAGAACUGGCCAAGGAAGAGGAGCAAAGGACUGGCAACGAGGUCAAAAUAGGCCACAUUGUUGAGUCUUGUUUCGAGCACACGUCUUUGGGUCGAGAGACGUGGCUGGACAUUGCGUCGCAGUGCGAAAAGGAUGGCUUCUCACUGGUAGCCAGAGCCAUUGUGUUCAACAGUAUGAACUUGGGCGUCACUGACGACGACAAGCUUGAUAUUUGGAAAGCCGAAGCGUUGGAAAGAUCACCCGAAAUAUCCAGAUCGAUAUACAUGUUCAUCACGGCCAACUUCCCACAAGAUAUUGAAAGCUGGAUGAACUUCAUCAAAAUGGAGAAGACACUCAGACAGUAUGACCAGCUUUAUGUUGUCUAUGAGAUGGCCACACGUGCAAAUCCAAAUUACGAACUGUUUUAUCUGAUGUAUGCCAAAGACAAGUGGAAAGAAGAUGGUGAUGUUGAGAAAGCAAAGGCGAUCAUUGAUGAGGGACUGCAGAUGAACCCAGACUCCGAAGAUCUCUGGUUUGCAGCACUCAAGCUGCGCUCAGGAGAAGAAGCAAGACAGCUGUUCGUCAAGUGCAGAGAGCAGCUUGGCAAAAAGACCGCUCGGGUGUGGUACAAAAACGUCACUUUUGAGAGACAGAACGAAAACUUGAUAGCGGCCAAGGAACUUGCUGAACAGGGCACCCAGCAUCAUCCUAAGGAAUUCAAACUAUACCUGCAAUGGGGCCAAAUUCUAGAGGAAGAAAACCGGCUGGAACAGGCUGCAGAAAUAUACUACAAAGGAACGUUGCUGUGUCCAAACAGCCCGUUACUUUGGGUUUAUCUUGUGCGAGCCUACGAAAAACUAGGCAAUCUGAUCAAGGCGCGCUCGAUUCUGGACCAGUCAGUGGUCUCCAAUCCGCUCAGUGACCAGAUCCAGCUGGAACGUGUCUUGCUGGAAGAAAGAGCACACAAUCGUUCCCAAGCCGAGCGCAUCCUGUCCACUGCUCUGAAGAAGCUCCCCCACUCGGCGGUGCUAUGGCGUCAGAACAUCCUCUAUGCAAAACCGUCGCACCGCAAGAACUUAUACACCACGGCUCUAAACUCCACCAACGAUCAUCCGAUGAUUAUUCUUACCAUUGCCAAAGAUAUGUGGCUUUCUGGCAAGGUUGCACGCGCGAAGCAGUUUUUUGAUGCCUGCUACGAAAAGGACCCCGGCUAUGGCGACUACUAUAUCCACUAUUACGCAUUUUUGAUGAAACAUGGGACGAAGGGUGAAAUUCGGGAGCUCGAGGCUCGUUUCAAGGAAAAUGAUCCUCACUCCGGCGAAGAUGUGGAAUUCCUCUGGAGAAAUAAGUUCUAUGCGACGGUCAAGACGGACAACAUCGAUUGGGAUCCAGUGAAGACCUCAAAACAGUUGAUCAAAGGAAGAGAGUUGGAGUCGAAAACCAGCAGGCGAAUAUUUUUUGGUCUGCUGUGCCUGACCCCCGUCGUGACGUUUUUGCUUGGUUGCUGGCAGUACCAACGUCUAAAGUGGAAGAACAAGCUGGUUGCCGAUUGCGAGGACAGACUCACGUACAAGCCGCUUCCACUGCCAAAGUCGGUCACUCCAGACCAAGUGGGCGAUUUGGAGUACCGCAGAGUGCUGCUCACGGGUAAAUUUGACUACAGCCGUGAGGUUUUUGUGGGUCCGAGGCUGGAAAACGGCCAGAAAGGAUAUUUAUUGAUUUGUCCCCUGAUCCAGUCAAACGGCGGCGGGGAAGUGCUGGUCAACCGUGGCUGGAUCAGAGAGGACAGAGUGAUACCAGAGAGCAGACGGCUGCAACAUCUUUCAUGCCCGCAAGGUGAAAUCACGAUCGAGUGUCUGCUAAGAGUUCCUCCGUCCAAAGGCAGGUUCCACAUGGAGCACGAACCGGGCUCGAAACUCUACACGUACCUCGAUUUGGAAGCGAUGGCGGAAGAAUUGCACACGCGGCCGCUAUAUGCCGUUGCCAUCCAGAACUUCAAAGACCAUCCGGAAUGGAUACCAGAGAAAAAGCACGAGAGCAAUCCGUGGUGGAAGUUUUGGGCCAAAUCGCCUCCUUCAAAAGAGGCCCCCGCUCAGGAUGCAGACGCAGAGUUCAGCCCCUUGCAGUUCAUGAGCGCCGGCGUGCCUCUGGGAAAAGCACCUACCGUGGACUACACCAACAACCAUAUGCAGUAUAUGGUCACGUGGUGGGGUCUAUGCUUCAUUUCAACCAUUCUGCUGCGCUUGGUGAUCAAGAACAGCAAAGUGAUCAACCCAAAGAUGGAAAAGAUGGAGAAGCUCAAGCACGCCAACAAGUACCUGGGCUAGUCUGUACAUAAUAUCACUCCGUCCGACAUCCGUACACCUGUAAGUAGCGACGCGUAUUUUGCGGAAACUU